GCAGCGCAGCGCAGGCAGCGCGCGGCGCAAGCGGUGCCGCCGCGCGAGGCGGGGAGGGAGCCGCCGGCCCUGCCCGUGGGGAGCGCAGGGAAGCGGGCAAAGCAAGCCCAACUCAGCCGCGGCACGGCGCGCGCCGCCGCCCGCCCGCGCCCCGCUCUCUGUAUUUUGUUUUAUUUUAUUCGCGGUUAUUGCGGUGCCUGCGCGCGUGUGCGCGGCGCGGCGCGGGGAGCGCCCGGCAGACAAAGGGAAGGGGCGGGGGCCGCGCCCCGCAGGAGACAUGCGCUCCGUGCGGAAGCGCUGGACGGCGUGCACCAUCAGCAUCCUCCUCAUCGUCUACAAGACCAAGGAGAUCGCGCGCCCCGAGGAGCGCCGCGAGGCCCCGCCGCACGGAGAUGGUGAGCUGAGUUUGAGUAGAUCAAUGAUCAAUAGCUCUGAUAAAAUAAUUCGAAAGGGUGGCUCCUCGAUCUUCCAGCACUCUGUAGAAGGUUGGAAAAUCAAUUCCUCAUUGGUACUGGAGAUAAGGAAGAACAUUCUUCGGUUCUUGGAUGCCGAAAGAGAUGUCUCGGUGGUCAAAAGCAGCUUCAAGCCAGGAGACGUAAUCCAUUACGUGCUGGACAGGCGUCGCACCCUAAACAUCUCGCGGGAUUUGCACAGCCUCCUCCCUGAGGUUUCCCCGAUGAAGAACCGGCGAUUUAAAACCUGUGCAGUUGUUGGAAAUUCUGGCAUCCUUCUGGAGAGCGGAUGUGGAAAGGAGAUCGAUAGCCAUGACUUUGUAAUAAGGUGCAAUCUAGCUCCUGUGGUGGAGUAUGCUGCAGAUGUGGGAGCUAAAUCUGAUUUUAUUACCAUGAACCCAUCAGUUGUACAAAGAGCGUUUGGAGGCUUUCGGAAUGAGAGUGACAGAGAAAAAUUUGUGCAUAGACUAUCCAUGCUGAAUGACAGUGUCCUUUGGAUCCCUGCCUUCAUGGUCAAAGGCGGAGAGAAGCAUGUGGAGUGGGUUAAUGCAUUAAUCCUUAAGAAUAAAUUGAAAGUGCGAACCGCCUAUCCAUCACUGAGACUUAUUCAUGCUGUCAGAGGCUAUUGGCUGACAAACAAGGUCCACAUCAAGCGACCCAGCACCGGUCUCCUCAUGUAUACACUUGCCACCAGAUUUUGUGAUGAAAUCCACCUGUAUGGAUUUUGGCCAUUCCCAAAAGAUUUACAUGGAAAACCAGUCAAAUAUCAUUAUUACGACGAUCUAAAGUAUCGGUACUUUUCUAAUGCCAGCCCUCAUAGGAUGCCACUAGAGUUUAAAACUUUGUACGUACUACAUAACAGAGGAGCACUUAAACUAACAACAGGGAAAUGUGUACAGCAAUAAAGUACAUGUAAAGUACAAUAAGAAGUCCAGAAUAUGCACUUCAUCAUGAGGAUGUUGUGGAAUGGCAAUGGGAUCCCAGUGAGGAUAUAUUCCAAUACCCGCUAAGCCAUUGGGAAACGGAGUUUUAUCAGAAGUACAUAACCAGCUACUAUACCUGUAAAGUGCUAUAAAACUAAGCUAUCUUGACUACAAGGGUUCAAGUAAGUGCCACUUUCACUAAGAACAAAGCUUGAAUGUAUGCUCAGUAGUGUUUACAGGAUCCAGUGAUAUGUUCACCAUGAAUUAAAGAACAGACAAGUAACCUGCUUAUUGCUGACUUGCCGCUGUGGCGGAGAGCGUAUCGAAGAAAUCCCCGGUGCACGGGGCAGGUUCUCGAGGAAAUAACGCCAGGCUUCGGCAGAGGAGAUCGCGAUGGGAUUGCGCGGAGAGAGCAAGGUCCGUCAGAUCACAUAGAUCGAGCAGAUGCCUUCAGUCAGGGGACUGUUUCUGAUCUUGUAUUAUAACCUCAGCUUUUGUUGCUGUUUUUCUUAUUGCUGUUGGUUGGGUUUUGUUGCUCCUGGGUACCGGAACCCUUCAUGGAUUUUGAAGAUGUUAUAAAUAAUUAAAAGUAUGUAUCUUAA
Molecule: messenger RNA, 1977 nt
Organism: Rhea pennata
Lineage: Eukaryota; Metazoa; Chordata; Aves; Rheiformes; Rheidae
Gene: ST8SIA4
Product: ST8 alpha-N-acetyl-neuraminide alpha-2,8-sialyltransferase 4
Exons: 5
Coding region: 278-1357 (359 amino acids)
Biological process (GO): oligosaccharide metabolic process; N-glycan processing
Molecular function (GO): alpha-N-acetylneuraminate alpha-2,8-sialyltransferase activity
Source: RefSeq, a predicted model, not a curated record